Fusarium odoratissimum NRRL 54006 is the source of this 3349-nucleotide messenger RNA. Its product is annotated as ribose-phosphate pyrophosphokinase. Gene Ontology annotation, molecular function: magnesium ion binding; ribose phosphate diphosphokinase activity. The transcript is spliced from 2 exons. The record is from RefSeq and is a predicted model, not a curated record. The coding region runs from base 1189 to 2517 and encodes 442 amino acids. NCBI's taxonomy places the organism in Eukaryota, Fungi, Ascomycota, Sordariomycetes, Hypocreales, Nectriaceae. Gene Ontology annotation, biological process: purine nucleotide biosynthetic process; 5-phosphoribose 1-diphosphate biosynthetic process. Gene Ontology annotation, cellular component: ribose phosphate diphosphokinase complex; cytoplasm.
CAUUUACAAGCUCAACUUUGACAAUGAGCACAACGGAUACUUUCUGAUUUGACCAUAAACUCAGCCUGUCCAACUUGACCCUCUUCCACAAAGGUUAUAUUUGUUCACUACCUACAAAAGCAUUCAACAUCUCACACAAUGGGUCUGUGAUCUUCUUCCACUCCCCAUCAUCUCCACUCCUCCACCCGGGGACUGCCCGUGUCGUUACGACCAUCGCGCGCCAUCCUCGACUAUUAUUUCGUCGAUUGUCGCUUGGCUUUUGUUCUUCUGGGAGUCUCCCUUCGUCAACAUCUUCUCUUUGGAGACAAUUUCCGGCUACCUCCACUGUCGAGCGCCUCAUAGUAAAUCUUGUCUGCUCGAAAAAUCACACUGCCUCCGACACCGGCAGACCGUCUGUUUACUUGGAGAUCCCUGCCCUGUCAUCCGGCUUCUGAGCACUGAACACUGAGCCUGAGCCGCCUGCUCCAGCACAGCACAGUGACGUCGGUUGGGCCCUGUCCGACUCUCCUGUGCGUCAACUUCGGCCCUGAAUCCCUGUUGGUCCGCCAAAACGGUAUCUGGACGCAGCCAUCCAAAUUCCCCAAUUCCGUCAACAAUAGCAUCGGCUACAGCGUUCACGGCUUCGCAUUGCAUUACCGUGCCGUACCGGACACUGCUUGCUUGCCAGGCCAGGCCAGGCUAGCCAACUCUUGCAGCACGGUUCGACACUUGAACGACCUAUUUCCAAUCACACCUCCGCUAAAUCCACAAGCUCCCCACCCCACACACUGCCGUUGCUGCGCUCCAAGAACCCGGGGCUGCCAUUGACAGAGGCCGAGUUUAAAAAAAAUUCACAAUAGGACGUCAACACAGUUUAAACUUGCAACCUUUCAACCCAGCCUCAAUUUCGAUCUCGACUGGCUCCAGUCUUACUCCGAUCUGUUUCGGAUUGUCUCAGGUCUUCUCCAUCUCUGCUUUGUCUCAUCAACAGCAGUCGAAACUCCAUUCCACCGCUUAGAAGCUCUUGACUCGGUCUCGUUUUCCCCCUCAGAGGGCAAAAAAAAAAAAAACUACGUACUCACCCCUCCGAUUCGGGGCCCCUCCACAUCCGUUUUCCGCUUCCGUCCUUCGCCGCAUCAAAACUUUUUGCUCUUCUAGCCGACAGCAACCUUCACCUCUACCACAAACCGACACAACUUCACCUUCACCAUGGUGCGCAAUAUUGUUGUUCUGGGAGGCAACUCCCACCCGCAACUCACAGAAAAUGUCUGCCAAAUUCUGGGUGUUCCGGCAAGCAAUCGCAUUCUUGGAAAAUUCUCUGGCGGCGAGAGCCGUUGCGAAAUCAAGGACUCAGUUCGCGGCAAAGAUGUCUACAUCAUACAAUCUGGCUCCGGCAAUGUAAACGACAACCUCAUCGAUCUCUGUAUCAUGAUCUCAGCCUGCAAGACUGGCUCUGCGAAACGAGUCACCGCCGUUGUCCCACUCUUCCCUUAUUCGCGACAACCCGACUGGCCCUAUAACAAAGCCGGCGCACCUUUGUCGCAGAUCUCUGGUGCUUCCAAAGACUACACAUUUGAGAGUGUUCCUCCCACGCCUCGUCCAGGUGGCCCCAAGUCAGCUGGCCUGCCCAAUGGUGUCAACAACUUGACCGAGAAGCUCUCGAAAACAGCUCUCGCAAACGAGGGCGCGACAAAUGGUGCUAACGGCAAUAAUGGCGUCUUCAGCACUCCUCGUCGCUCGGACACCAUCUCGAGCAGCACCUCUGAGGCCCGUGGACACCACGCAGAGAACUCGACCUCUUCCCAGAGGAAUGCCUACACCACCCACGACUAUGAGAACCAGUCCAACAUCUCUGCUUUCCAGCCUAAGCCUGGUUACAAGCAGUGGAUCGCUCAGGCUGGUACUCUCGUUGCCGACUUGCUCACCUGCGCCGGUGCCGAUCAUAUUAUCACGAUGGACUUGCACGAUCCUCAGUAUCAGGGCUUCUUCGACAUUCCUGUCGAUAACCUGUACGGAAAGGCGCUACUCCAGAACUACAUCCAAUCUCAAAUUCCUAAUCACCACACCGCUGUCAUUGUGUCUCCCGAUGCUGGAGGUGCAAAGCGAGCUACUUUGAUUGCGGACAGUCUCAAGACUGACUUUGCUCUGAUUCACAAGGAGCGACGGCCCAUUCGAUUUACCGAGCAUCGUAACGCCAGUAUGAUGCUAGUUGGAGAUGUGUCAAACCGCAUCUGCAUUCUAGUUGACGACAUUGUCGAUACUGGUAACACGAUCACGCGUGCUGCGAAGCUUCUGAAGAAGGAGGGCGCUACUCAAGUCUAUGCCCUCGUCACCCACGGUGUCUUCAGUGGCGACGCUAUCGCUCGCAUCAAUGCUUCUGCCAUUGACAAGAUGCUUGUAACCAACUCUGUUCCUCAAAACGAGCAUCGUCGUCUUUGCCCUAAGCUUGAGGUACUCGAUAUCUCGGCCGUUUUUGCUGAGGCUAUCCGUCGUGUUCAUCACGGCGAGUCUAUCAGCGUCCUUUUCCAGCACAACUAGAGUGCUGGAAGCGCACUUACGGUUUGUCAACAGGAUUUCAUCUACUCAAAUCAUAUGAGGGCUCGUUUCCUCAUGAAUAGCACCACGUCGAGAUUACUGGGUACCCGUGUUUUCACGGGACAUAUCCCUCUGCCACGGAUGUCGCAAAGUUUAUCCCGAGUUGCGACGCGCUGAAAUGAUACGGGAUAUUUUCGUUUUGGAGUUUACCGGGGAGCUUCUGCAUCAUACUGCAUUCGCCGUCCGCCAGAUUUGGUUUGCUGGCGUUUCUUUUUCUCUAAAAAUUUCCCAUUUACACUCAUCAAACAACAUCGAUAAGGUACUUGGACCGGCACACGACAGUGUGCAACGAAGAUUAUGGGAGGGAGGGAUUUGGUUGAACGACUGCAGCGCGGGUUGGGGCACGGGUUAACUUGCUUUCUGCUAUGCUGCACAAUUUCACCUAUUCCUUAGCCUGGACUAUCGUGUUCUCCUUUCCUGGGACCUAAUUCUUCUCUUUGCUCUACACAAUCUUUCCUAAACAUCUGUCUUGGGGUAAUACCUGUAUUUCUUACCUUUCGAGGUUGGAAAAAGAGUGGUAUGCUUGGAGAUAUAAACCAAAGGACAUUUCUCGGAGAUUCGGUUCUCUCAUCCUAGUCCUGCAAAUGCAUAGAAGUAAAAUCAAAACGUAGACAUUUGGAUCAACCAAAAGUAGACAGGUGCUGGCCUAGUUGCUGUGCUGUGACGGGAGACUAGGUCGGCGGUUCAGUUAGCCUUGCAAAUGGCGAUGCUGUCAAAAAGUUCAAGAAAUAAAUAUAAAAAAAAAUGUUAAAUAUGCCACUUCAUGCUGUUCCGG